Molecule: messenger RNA, 2703 nt
Organism: Entelurus aequoreus (snake pipefish)
Lineage: Eukaryota; Metazoa; Chordata; Actinopteri; Syngnathiformes; Syngnathidae
Gene: npffr1l2
Product: neuropeptide FF receptor 1 like 2
Exons: 3
Coding region: 1-1395 (464 amino acids)
Biological process (GO): G protein-coupled receptor signaling pathway
Cellular component (GO): membrane
Molecular function (GO): neuropeptide receptor activity; peptide binding
Source: RefSeq, a predicted model, not a curated record
AUGGCGAUGCUGAGCAACCUUGGAGAUGAAAUGGCGGUGAUGGAACUCGGAUCAGCCAACACUUCCAAUACCAGCGUGUCUGAUUCCAUACACAACAUUACCUUGUUACCUUAUUAUCCACAUGCAUUGUAUGUGGCCACAAGCUAUAUGCUGGCAUACCUCUUCAUUUUCCUGCUGUGCAUGGUGGGCAACCUGCUCGUGUGCCUGAUCGUGCUGGGAAGCCGUCGUAUGCGAACCGUCACUAACAUGUUCAUCUUAAAUCUGGCCGUCAGUGACCUUCUGGUGGGCAUCUUCUGCAUCCCUACUACACUUGUGGACAACCUUAUUACAGGUUGGCCCUUUUCCAAAAUAAUGUGCAAGCUGAGCGGUUUUGUUCAGGGCGUGUCUGUGUCUGCAUCGGUCUUCACGUUGGUGGCUAUAGCUGUCGAAAGGUUUCGCUGCAUCGUGUACCCUCUGUACCCCAAGCCAACCAUACGUGUUGCCCAGGCAGCUAUUAUGCUGAUCUGGGUGCUCGCCAUGGCCUUCAUGUGUCCAGCUGCAGUUGCACUGACCGUGGAGGAAGUUCCUUUUCACAACAUGGUCUACAAUGACGAUUUCAACCACACAAUACCUCUGCACAUCUGCUAUGAAAACUUUGCCAACCCCAAGAUGACAAAGGUUUAUACAGCGGUUCUUUUCGCGCACAUCUACCUGGUCCCACUGAUGGUCAUCACAGCCAUGUACGGCACCAUCGGAGUCAAGCUGUGUUCAUCUGGGACUGCGAACCGAAGGCCGCACGGGGCCAACAUUCAGCGGGUGGUUUCUCGGAGAAAAAUCCGGGCGAUAAAGAUGCUGGUCCUUGUGACCUUGCUUUUUAUGUUGUCAUGGUUACCACUCUGGACCCUAAUGAUGAUGGCGGACUACGCUGGUUUGGAAAGAGACCAGCUGGAUUUAUUGAUCAGCUACAUCUUCCCUUUCGCCCAUUGGCUGGCGUUCUCAAAUUCCAGCGUCAACCCCAUCAUCUACGGCUACUACAACGACAACUUUAAAAGGGGAUUCCAGGUGGUGUGCAAGUCCAGGGCCUUCUCCAGUCUGUUGGAGUGGCGCGUGUGGAGGAGGAUUUCCGGCUGUUUUCGGAAAGAAAACGUGCAAACGCCUUUUCAAGCUACCAACUGCGGAAAUAGCGGCGGCCAUAACAACCGGCUCCUAUUUGGACUGAGAAACCGAGUCCACAAUCAAAUGUUCAGUGACAAGGCUGAGCGGGAUGUGGGUGCAAGAGGCGGGCGUACGGGCCUAAGAAGUGCUACAGAGCAGGGCAUAGAAAUGUUAGCUUUGAGUAAAAAAAACAGCCACGACGAACAUUUGGCGAAAGAAAAUGUGGGGCCUGUUUCGCUCCAUCGAGCGUGGGAUAACUGAGUUCACUUCAGAUGAAGCCAAAGGUGGAAUUGUUACAACUUACUUUUAUUGUAGUCUGUAGAAACGCGCACUUUAACUGCAACCAUAUUUAGCUGGUCAAGAAAAAUACUUGAUAACUGUCAGGUACAAACAUCGAUGACAUCUAUUACACAAGAUAAGAAGCAAGGAAAUAAACCGAGACAGGAUUCAAUUUUGCUCAAUUUGAGGAGAAACGUGUCGACCUGUAACCUCUUACAGUGUCACCCACGCUCUUACAAAAAAAAUUUUCACGUCUCCUCUUUUAUUUGGAUAUUCCCUGUUUACAUAACAACAGCUGUUUCUAAAGGAAUGGGGGGUAUGUAAACAGACAUUGUUUUUGGUCACAUUAACACAAAAAGAAAAAGAUGCCUGGGGCUUGGACUGGUCCUGGAUCGAGCUUGGGCAAGUCUUGAAUCACAAUAGAUAACCCCUCCCGUCUCCUCCCAUCGUACACAGCGGGAUUUUACAAGCCUUUGGCUUGGUGCAACAAAGACAGCCUCUUGUCUGUUCACUGGGAACUCAGAGAACGGAAAGUUUUUUUGACAAUUUACAUACAAUUUUUCUGACAAUAACCACUACCUCCUGAUUUCCACGUUGAGAAUGUAAAUUGUAAAGCACUUAAUUCUUCAAAUGCCACGAGGCAUCACAACGUUACAGUCAUCAGCGUCGUCACUGUUUACAGAAGUCCAUGUUGGACUUUCACCUAUAAAGUAUUUUUCUACCGUAAAGUGAUUUGACACAGUUACCUCAUUUACCUACUGAUUCUCAGAUUGAUAAUUGAACCAGAAACCUUCAGGUUGUCAUAAGACCGCCUGAGCAAGGGCGUUGAUUGGCGUGGCGAUAAAGGUGUGAUGACUAGUUUUGGUAUUGUUUAUGUCCACAACAGUUUAUGUCGACAUCAGUCAGCCAAUCCCAAGCCCUUACAUCGUCAACUGUAGAUAUCACCUGCUACCUAACCUGCACUUGCCAGUUGUGUUUAUGUCCGUGCUGCAGCAUUUAGGUUUGAAACGCACAUUCUCAUAUUUAACUUCCAAAUGCAGGGUGGUGUUCUAGACGGGGGGCAUCAAACUUGUAUUUUUUGAGAGCCUCAUCACAGUUAUAACUGUCCUCAGAGGGCCGCUUGUAACAGUGAAUAUAUAUGAAAAUAAACUUACGUCAAUCAUCCAUCCAUCCAUUUUAUACCGCUUGUCCAUUUUGGGGGCACUGGAGCCUAUCUCAGCCGCAUUCGGGUGGAAGGCGGGGGUACACCCCGGACAAGUCGCCACCUCAUCGCAGGGCCAACACAGAUAG